Aphidius gifuensis is the source of this 1406-nucleotide messenger RNA. RefSeq names its product ubiquitin-conjugating enzyme E2 C (gene vih). Bases 174 to 719 code for a protein of 181 amino acids. NCBI's taxonomy places the organism in Eukaryota, Metazoa, Arthropoda, Insecta, Hymenoptera, Braconidae. The transcript is spliced from 4 exons. The record is from RefSeq and is a predicted model, not a curated record.
UGACCAGAUUGACUGUUGUAUCUCUCUUCCCCCCUUCAUGUUUGUGUUGUGACUAAAGAGACGAUAAAAUAGAAAUAAAAAAUAAAAAAAUACAUCAAUUUUAUUUAUCAAUAAUUAAUUGUCAAUAACAGAUAAAUAAAUAAAUAAUAAUUUAGUUAAAUUAAAAAAAAAAAAUGGCACAAAAUAUUAAUCCAUUUUUUUCAUCACCAAGUUCAAACAGCAAAGCCAAGGAAGAAAAGCAAAAUGUACCAAAGGACAAUCAUGCAGUCAGUAAACGUUUACAAAAAGAACUCAUGGUUUUGAUGAUGUGCACUGAAAAAGGAGUAUCAGCAUUUCCAGAUGGUGAAAAUUUAUUCAAGUGGAUUGGUACAAUAACUGGACCUCGAGAUACAGUUUAUUCUGGACUAGUUUACAAAUUAACCUUGGAAUUUCCACACAGUUAUCCAUACAGUGCACCAAUUGUACGUUUUAUAACAACAUGUUUUCAUCCCAAUGUUGAUCAUCUUGGUAAUAUUUGCUUGGAUAUACUCAAGGACAAAUGGAGUGCAUUGUAUGAUGUUCGUACUAUUUUACUCUCAAUUCAAUCACUUCUUGGAGAACCCAAUAAUGAAAGCCCAUUGAAUCCACAAGCUGCUGAGCUCUGGAAUGAUCAAACAAAAUACAAAAAAUAUUUACUUGAAGAAUAUCAUCGAGAAGCUGAACGUACACAAGAAUCAUGAUAAGCCAAUUUUAAUUUAUUCACAUUCAUUUACAUGAUUUUUAUCAAAUUUUCAAAUUUAUUAUUAACAUCAUUUCAUAAACAAUUUAAACAGACAAAAACAAUCUUAAGUACAUCACAAUUUGCUCUAUUUAAAAACUAAAUUAAUCAUAAUUUCUAACAAUAGGUUCAUUUUCUUUUCUUUUCUUUAAUUUAAUUUUUUGGCUGAUUAAAAUAUUAAAAUCACAGGUAUAUAACAAUAAUAAUAAAGGGUUCAAUUAAAUAUUAAAAUUUGAAAUAAUAAUAAAUAAAGUCAUUGAGUUUAUAAAAAAAAAGGAAUAUUUUUUUUUUUUAUUUUUUACUCAUUUUUAAGAAGUUUAUUUAAUUUUUCUUUCAUUAUGAAAAUAUAAUUUAUUUAUAUAAUUAAUUUACUAGAUCAAUUUUUUUUUUAUUUGUCAAUAAUUAUUUGAUAAAUUCAAUUUUUUGAUUUUAUAUAAUAUAUAUUGUCCUCCAACAUAAUCAUCAUGUCUUGAACAAAAAAAAAAAAAAUAUAUAAAUAAUUUCUUUAACUUUAAUAUUUGUCGUUUAUUUUUUUUUUUAAUUAAAAUAUUUUCAUUGUGUUGAUGCUUUUAAUAAACUGUAAUUUUUUUUUUUGAAAUAAAUUUAAGAUAAAUAUAUUGAAAUAAAUAAAAAUUGAUAUAUAAAUUAU